AUGGUAAACGAAGAUCCACCCUUGCUCUUGGCUGAUAACAUGGAAGAACACCAAUGGCUGGCCUAUGUGAUCGCUGUCGGUUUCAUCAUUUAUCUCAUUGUUGUCAUCAUUGGAUUACCGGCUAAUCUCUUCGUUUUGGUCAAGAUGCUCAGAUUGAAAAGGAGAAAACCGGAUGUGUUUCGCUGUGGCACGGGCGCUUGUUUAUUGGUGAUGGCGGUGGCUGAUCUUUGUUCUUUAAUUGCAAUCAUUUCAUUGGGUCAUGUCUCUUCAUCAUUCGCCAUUCCGAUGCCAGAUUUCAUCGCUCAAACCGGCUAUGAAGUCUACUUGUGCAAGAUUACAAUCUUCACGAUGGGUACAGCAACGUCAGUGGCCAUUUGGUCGUGGCUUUUGAUGUCGAUUUUAAGAUGGCUAGCCUUAUACCAUCCCCUCCUUCACCGUACUCUUUACGAUUUCCCGGUGCGUCUUUUGUCUCUAAUUCUUUUCAUCGCUUCACUCACCAAUUGCUGGCUGCUCGUCACCGUCGAGUACCGGGUUGGAGCUCGCUCCUUUUGCACGCAAACACCUCUUUUCGGAAACGAGACGUUGACAAGGAUACUUCUUUUGAUCGAAAUUGGAUGGUCCUUCGUGAUCCCAAUUUUCGUGGUCGCCUAUCUCGACACGGCCGCUCUCUUGAGCAUUCCAAAAUUAUUAAGGGCUAGUUCAAUGCUAAAAUCAGUGAAUCCGCCGAAGAUCCAUAUUGAGGACAACUUUCAGAGGAAAUGUAAAAGAACCCUCGCCCGCUGGCUGCUGAUCGCUUUGGUGGACAUUUUGUUGAACGCUCCCGUGAAUAUUCUUCGGUUGAUGACAAUUCUUGGAUAUGUUUCAAAGGAUGAUGUCAUCAGUCCGGCUUAUGUUGUUUUCAAGACCGUUUCGGAUAUUCUCUACUACUCUCAAUACAGCUUCAACGCUCUCUAUUUGGCACUUUUCAUCUACGACAAAACGAUCAGCGAUAAGAAAGCGUUGCCGAGCACGGCUUAUGCUCCUCGAGAUCAUCGCAGUCGAAAGAGUACAAAUCCCGAGAGUCAGAACAGUUCGGAUCCGGAUCGAGAGCCAUUACAAAGCUUA
Molecule: messenger RNA, 1104 nt
Organism: Mesorhabditis belari
Lineage: Eukaryota; Metazoa; Nematoda; Chromadorea; Rhabditida; Rhabditidae
Source: the annotation of a GenBank genome assembly